AUGCUUUCCUUCAUGGUUCUCUUCAAGAAAAGGUUUAUAUCAGGCAACCAUAAGACGUUGUUGAUGACCAGUUUCCUUCUCAUGUAUGUCAGUUGCAUAAAGCCCUAUAUGGCCUCAAAUAGGCCCCAAGAGCAUGGCUCAGAUUUGGUUUAUGUGGAUGAUAUUUUAAUUACUGGUUCAAGUUCUGAGUUAGUUGCUGCUAUAGGUGCUCAGCAUAGUUCUUCCUUUGCUCUUAAGGAUUUGGGACUGCCUUGUGAGUCACCUUCUUCUCUCAAACCUGUUACUCUAGAAAACCUCACUCCUCUUGCCAAUCCAGAGCACUAUAGAUCUCUUGUUGGCUCUUUACAUUAUCUUACUCUCACGCGCCGAGAAAUCUCUUUUGCUGUCAAUACCAUCUGUCAACAUAUGCAUGCACCAUUAGAGUGUCAUCUCACUGUUGUGAAACGAAUUUUACGCUACAUCAAGGAUUUAGGUGUUCAACUGACUGCUCCUCCUAUUCUUUGGUGUGAUAACAAUUCUGCCUUUUCCUUAGCCACAAAUCUAGUCUUCCAUGCUCGCACAAAACAUGUUGAGGUUGAUUUUCAUUUUGUCCAAGAAAAGAUAGCUCUAAAGCAGUUCAGCAUUCGACAUGUUCCUUCUAUGUUCCAAAUUGCAAACAUUCUUACUAAACCUCUCACUGUGGCUAGAUUUCUUCUAUUACGUGACAAACUGAAGCUAUCUCAAGUACCAGCAUCAGUUUGUGGGGGGCUGUUAACUGAUAAAGAAAAUGAAGACCGUGAUCACAGCUAG
This is a messenger RNA of Rhododendron vialii, 789 nucleotides long. RefSeq lists its product as uncharacterized. Lineage: Eukaryota; Viridiplantae; Streptophyta; Magnoliopsida; Ericales; Ericaceae. The transcript has 4 exons. The coding region runs from base 1 to 789 and encodes 262 amino acids. The record is from RefSeq and is a predicted model, not a curated record.